CACUUUAUAUACGCGUCUGAUUCGAAAGUUAGGCCACGAGCAAUACGAGCACAUUGAUACGAGGGUAGCUAUGCAGUAAUGUUAAUAUUAUAGUUAUAUACCUGUAGGCUGUAUUGAGUUGUACUGUAGUGUGGGUGCAGCUGCUUUGUGUAGUGUAUAUUCAUACUACUACGACAUUGAAUCAUAACCAGUAAGCAUAUUUAUCAGAAAGCAUGGCAGAUGAAGAGUAUGAGCCUGAUGAUAUUGGUGGUGAUGAUUUUGAAGAUGUAGAAGAAGAAGAAAAUUUAGAUGAAGUGGAUCAAAAUGAAGAAGAAAAUAUAGAUAUUCUUCCAUCCUCUGAACAACAGCCUCAGCAGAACCAGAAACGCAUCACAACUGAAUACAUGACAAAGUUUGAACGUGCUAGAGUGUUGGGUACACGAGCACUACAGAUUGCGAUGUGUGCUCCAGUUAUGGUGGAAUUGGAAGGUGAAACUGAUCCACUACAAAUUGCAACAAAAGAGCUGAAGUUAAGAAAAAUUCCUAUUAUUGUCAGACGUUAUUUGCCUGAUGGAAGCUACGAAGACUGGGGUAUUGAUGAACUUACUAUUAAUGACUGAGUUUAAAAAAAUGUCUGAUCAUUAUUUAACCAUGGGUAUAAUGUAAUUCCACAUUAGAAAUAUAAACUUUGAUAAGAGGAUAUUAAAAAGAGACCAUGUUAUUAUCAAAGCACAUCCAUACACCUUUGAAAUAUUUAGGCCAGGAGUUUUGUAUUUAUAGUAUUUUAUUUUAAACUCUAAAGCAACUUGGCUUACACAAAAUAAAGUUCUUUUUAAUUCUGUA
Limulus polyphemus (Atlantic horseshoe crab) is the source of this 822-nucleotide messenger RNA. It is a transcript of the gene RpII18, whose product is annotated as DNA-directed RNA polymerases I, II, and III subunit RPABC2-like. The transcript is spliced from 6 exons. NCBI's taxonomy places the organism in Eukaryota, Metazoa, Arthropoda, Merostomata, Xiphosura, Limulidae. Bases 213 to 599 code for a protein of 128 amino acids. Gene Ontology annotation, cellular component: RNA polymerase III complex; RNA polymerase I complex; RNA polymerase II, core complex. Gene Ontology annotation, molecular function: DNA binding; DNA-directed RNA polymerase activity. The record is from RefSeq and is a predicted model, not a curated record. Gene Ontology annotation, biological process: DNA-templated transcription.